This is a messenger RNA of Antechinus flavipes (yellow-footed antechinus), 1683 nucleotides long. RefSeq names its product creatine kinase, mitochondrial 1A (gene CKMT1A). Gene Ontology annotation, biological process: phosphocreatine biosynthetic process. Lineage: Eukaryota; Metazoa; Chordata; Mammalia; Dasyuromorphia; Dasyuridae. Gene Ontology annotation, cellular component: mitochondrion. The record is from RefSeq and is a predicted model, not a curated record. The coding region runs from base 315 to 1568 and encodes 417 amino acids. The transcript has 10 exons. Gene Ontology annotation, molecular function: creatine kinase activity.
AGCCUAGAGACUGGGGAAAAGGAACAGCCGAGAAAGGAAGAGAAUUCCCUGGCAAACCAACUUCUACGCUCAACCAAGUCAGACGAGAAGCUGACCAGAAGCCUGUGACUUCAGCCACGUGAUCAGCUCGAGUGCCAGUCCCUGCCCUGGCUCCAAUUUCUACCCGGUCUCCAACCACUUCGCCUUCUGCUCCAGCAUCGGUUCUGGCCCAGCUCCGGCCCCCUUCCAGCUCCAGAUCUAGCUUUCGGCCUCUGGUUCUCUUUGGGGCCCUUCUCCAGCUCUAACUCCCAGAUCCAGUACGCGGCUCCCACGCCAUGGCUAGUUCCUUCUCCCGAUUACUCUCUGCCCGCACGGGACUCGGGCUUCUUGCUGUGGCCGGCGCAGGGUCUCUGGCUGCUGGGUAUCUGUUCCGCCCUGACCCACUACGAGCCGCCGGAGAGCGAAGGAGGCUGUACCCACCCAGUGCAGAGUACCCUGACCUUCGAAAACAUAAUAACUGCAUGGCUAGUCACCUGACUCCAGCUGUUUAUGCCCGGCUCUGCGACAAGACCACGCCCACAGGAUGGACACUAGACCAGUGUAUCCAGACUGGUGUGGACAAUCCUGGUCACCCUUUCAUCAAGACUGUGGGCAUGGUAGCUGGAGAUGAAGAGACCUAUGAGGUAUUUGCUGAGCUUUUUGACCCAGUGAUCCAAGAAAGACAUAAUGGCUAUGAUCCCCGAACAAUGAAGCAUACUACAGACUUGGAUGCCAGCAAGAUUCGGACUGGCCACUUUGAUGAGAGGUACGUAUUAUCCUCAAGAGUCCGAACUGGCCGAAGCAUCAGGGGACUCAGUCUACCCCCAGCCUGUACAAGGGCUGAGCGACGGGAGGUGGAACGAGUUGUAGUGGAUGCACUGAGUGGUCUGCAGGGUGACCUGGCUGGACGAUAUUACCGACUCAGUGAGAUGACUGAAGCUGAGCAACAGCAGCUUAUUGAUGACCACUUCCUAUUUGACAAGCCUGUAUCUCCCUUGCUGACAGCAGCAGGAAUGGCCCGAGAUUGGCCAGAUGCUCGAGGAAUCUGGCACAACAAUGAAAAAAGCUUCUUGAUCUGGGUGAAUGAGGAGGAUCACACACGGGUCAUCUCAAUGGAAAAGGGUGGCAACAUGAAAAGAGUGUUCGAGAGAUUCUGCCGGGGGCUCAAGGAGGUGGAACGUCUAAUUCAAGAACGUGGCUGGGAGUUCAUGUGGAAUGAACGUUUGGGUUACAUCCUGACUUGUCCUUCUAAUUUGGGAACUGGACUUCGAGCAGGCGUGCAUGUCAAACUACCCCUGUUAAGCAAGGACAGCAGAUUCCCCAAGAUCUUAGAGAACCUAAGGCUACAAAAACGUGGAACUGGUGGGGUAGACACAGCAGCCACAGGCAGCACUUUUGACAUUUCUAACUUGGAUCGACUAGGAAAAUCAGAGGUGGAGCUGGUACAGCUUGUCAUUGAUGGGGUCAACUACCUGAUUGACUGUGAGCGGCGGCUAGAGAGAGGACAGGACAUUCGCGUGCCUGCACCCAUUGUCAACAUAAAGAAUUAGCUUUCCAACCAUCCACAGACCUUCCUAAGCUUUCAGCCAAAUGCUCAGCCAAUACCCCCUCCUGCCAACUCUGAAUCUGACCCUUGACCCAGUAAAACUCACUUGUUAUGCUCUA